Eremothecium gossypii ATCC 10895 is the source of this 1437-nucleotide messenger RNA. RefSeq names its product ABL210Cp. The transcript has a single exon. Gene Ontology annotation, molecular function: secondary active monocarboxylate transmembrane transporter activity. Gene Ontology annotation, cellular component: plasma membrane. Bases 1 to 1437 code for a protein of 478 amino acids. The record is from RefSeq and is marked provisional. NCBI's taxonomy places the organism in Eukaryota, Fungi, Ascomycota, Saccharomycetes, Saccharomycetales, Saccharomycetaceae. Gene Ontology annotation, biological process: plasma membrane lactate transport.
AUGGGUAGAAUACGCCGCUACCUCAUAACCAGAGUGACGGAAUUGCUUCCAGGCAAAAAGUUAUCGCGCGAACGAUUCCGUCACGAGAUGGAUCCGCGGCGUACUCUUUCUACUGUGAAGCCAAAAACUUGGUUAUUUGUUGCAAGUGCUUUCUUCGCACUAUUAGUGGAAGCAACAGAUUUUUUUAUCGUUUCGUUAAAUGUUGUAAAGAUUGCAGAAGACCUAAAUGUCAACGACGAAAAAGUAACCUGGGGGAUGACAAUCGCCCUUAUGACACGCACAAUUGGUGCAGUAUUAUAUGGGUAUAUCGGUGACCAAUUUGGUCAGAAGGCAUCAUUCAUGAUUAACAUUGGCAUGAUCUCGAUACUUCAGUUACUCACUGGGUUUGCGACAACGUUUCCAUAUUUCAUUGCAUGCAGAGCAUAUUUUGGGGUCGAAUUAGGGGGUUGUUUUGGAACCGCCACGACACAAUGCCUUGAUGAUCUUCCGGAAAAUGCCCGUAGUUGGGUAUCUGGCGGUUUUCAGCAGGCAUAUAGCUUGGGUUUUUUGGUGGCGACAAUUUUAACCAGGGUUCUAGCUGACACAACUGAAAAACGCUGGAGAACUUGUUUCUGGUUCCUUUCUGGUUUAAGUUUUCUAUCUCUAUUAUUUCGUGCUUCUCUAGGAGAAACGGAUGCAUUCCUGGCACGUAAGCUGAUGCAGCAGGAAGGUGAGCUUCAUAAAAGGCACGUUAGUACUUAUUCUCAAAUUUGGAACUCUCUGUGGAAUGAACGGUACAUUGUCAUCUACAUGAUAUUGCUUAUGACGGGUUAUAAUUACUUUUCUCAUGCGUCUCAAGAUCUCUUUCCAACCAUGCUCAUUAAACAACUUGGUUAUUCUCCCAAUCAGUCAGCCGUCACAAAUUGUGCAGCCAACGUUGGUGCUAUAAUAGGUGGACUUUUCAUUUCACGUUUUUCCAGCAUAAGCUCUAGAAGAGUUGUUAUCCUCGUGUGUAUUUUGUUGGCUGCCUGUCUUGUUUAUCCGUGGGGAUUUGUACAUGAUAGAAGUAUUAUAGUGUCCGUGUUCUUCCUACAGUUUUUUGUUCAAGGAGCAUGGGGCCUUGUCCCACAUCAUUUACACUGCUUAGCUCCAAACUCAGACACGAAAACCUUUUUCGUGGGCGUGGCAUAUCAAUUGGGAAACUUGGCAUCUAGCCCCUCAUCGUUGCUUGAAAGCAGCCUUGCAAGAAAUUUUCCACUCGAUAAUGGCAAUAAAGAAUUGUAUGAUUAUGGUAGAGUUAUGGCCUAUUUUGUGUGGGGAUCUAUUGCUCUAAUGUUUUUGGUCGUUACCUUGGGUCCGGAAUUUAAUCCCAAUAGGGAAUACGAAUUUAUGGAGUGGAGCGAAGAAGUUAGUACUGACGAAAGUAUGCUUCCACCAACAAAACAAGAAAUAGUUUGA